AUGUCAGAAAGCAAUCAAUCCCUCGCCCAGAAGUUCUACGCCCACUUUCAUGCGACACGCUCUGAGUUCCAGUCUCGUUUGGAAGCCGUAAAGGCUGUGGCGCCAGCUUCCGGCGCCUUGGAGCAGCUAUCGGUGGACGUAGCAAAGCUCAGGAAGGAGCUGACUGACGCAACGGAUUAUCUGCCUUCUUAUGAUCAACGCCAAUAUGAGCUGCACUUGAAAGAGAUCGAAGAGUCUCUGGAUAGACUACGAAGCGCAUCUACGGUGAAGCCGAAAUUCGCCUUCAAGAGGAAGACACCAAAGGCGACAGGAACGCCCGCUCCCUCUCCUGUCUCUUCCUCUCUGACUCCUGCUGUAUCCGUGUCCUCUGAGAAUGAGCCUACGUCGAGAAGUCUUGCCCUCUCGGGUCGCUCGCACGCAUACCUGGACUUCACAUCCCUUCACUUUCCACCGUCUGCCGCGUCCGACCUCACUAUGUCCGAUCUCGAUCACUGCAUCGUGAAUCUACUGCCCUUGGCAAACGAGAGCCGAUCCUCGCUUUUCACUGCAUUGCACGUCCGCAACGUUCGCAAUUGUGUCAUCAUCUUGCCUCCCAUAGAUGGUAGCGCCCUACUGCACGACCUCACCCGGUGCACAUUAGUCCUGGGCUGUCACCAGUAUCGAAUGCACACGUCCACUCAGGUCAACGUGUAUCUUUCCGUGGCUUCAAAUCCUAUAAUCGAACAUUGCUCAAGCAUUCGCUUCGCCGGAUAUCCAUCUUGUCUUGCCAAUCGGCUGGGAGGUGGAGCAUCCAUAUCGGACAUUACCCCGAUGAUGAUCCAGGACUUCUCCCACAUUAGACCCACUCCGUCGCCCAAUUGGGCUAUGCUGUCGAGAGAGAGAGCCGUAGCGGACGAAGACUGGCUUCAAGCGAUGCAUGGCGAACGCAAUGACGUUGAUACCACACUGACACGGCUACUGCCUUCCCUCUAG
Postia placenta MAD-698-R-SB12 is the source of this 972-nucleotide messenger RNA. RefSeq lists its product as hypothetical. NCBI's taxonomy places the organism in Eukaryota, Fungi, Basidiomycota, Agaricomycetes, Polyporales, Adustoporiaceae. Gene Ontology annotation, cellular component: cytoplasm. The record is from RefSeq and is a predicted model, not a curated record. The transcript is spliced from 5 exons. Gene Ontology annotation, biological process: post-chaperonin tubulin folding pathway; tubulin complex assembly. Gene Ontology annotation, molecular function: tubulin binding. Bases 1 to 972 code for a protein of 323 amino acids.